GGAUCAUCAGAGUGGCGCUCAGUGAGUAAACCGCCGCUGCAGGGGUAGGAGGAUCGCUCUCUGUCGGAUACUUACCAUCUGUGUACUUCAACCCACUCGGGAGAUGCAAUCCGUGUUUUAAAUCGUGUGGAAACUCCUCACCAAAUCCAAGAUGACGGUUGAUUUUGAAGACUGCAUCAAGGAUUCUCCCCGAUUUAGGGCAAAUAUUGAUGAAGUGGAGACAGAAGUUGUGGAGAUCGAAGCAAAACUAGAUAAGCUGGUGAAGCUAUGCAGCGGGAUGAUCGAGGCUGGGAAGGCGUACAUCAGUGCCAACAAACUGUUUGUCAACGGCAUCCGGGAUCUGUCUCAGCAGUGCAAAAAGGAUGAGAUGAUCUCGGAGUGCCUGGAAAAGUGCGGGGAAAGCCUGCAAGAGAUCAUAAACUACCACAUGAUACUGUUUGAUCAAGCCCAGCAUUCUGUGAAGCAGCAGCUGCACAACUUUGUGAAAGAGGAUGUUCGGAAAUUCAAGGAGACCAAGAAGCACUUCGACCGGGUGCGGGAGGAUAUGGAAAUAGCGCAGGUAAAGAACGCUCAGGCGCCCAGGAACAAGCCACAUGAGGUUGAAGAAGCCACCAGCGCGCUCAGCAUCACCCGAAAGUGCUUCCGACACCUUGCUCUGGACUACGUCCUGCAGAUUAACGUCCUUCAGGCAAAGAAGAAGUUUGAGAUCUUAGAUGCGAUGCUGUCCUUCAUGAACGCCCAGUUCUCGUUGUUCCAGCAGGGCUAUAACCUCCUUGAUGAGCUAGACCCGUACAUGAAGAAACUUGCUGCUGAGCUCGAUCAGCUGGUCAUUGAUUCUGCCAUGGAAAAGAGGGAAAUGGAACAUAAACAUGCAACUAUUCAGCAAAGGACCCUCAUGCAGGAUUUUUCAUAUGACGACUCGAAAGUGGAGUUCAACGUGGAUGCCCCUAGUGGCGUGGUGAUGGAGGGCUACUUGUUCAAAAGGGCUAGUAACGCCUUCAAGACCUGGAACAGACGGUGGUUCUCCAUUCAGAACAAUCAGCUAGUCUAUCAGAAGAAGUUGAAGGAUGUUCUGACGGUGGUAGUGGAAGACCUCCGAUUGUGUUCUGUUAAACCAUAUGAAGAUAUCGAGAGGAGGUUCUGCUUCGAGGUCGUCUCCCCGUUCAAGAGCUGCAUGCUUCAAGCUGAGUCUGAGAAGCUAAGACAGGCUUGGAUUCAGGCGGUUCAAGCCAGCAUUGCUUCAGCGUACAGAGAGAGCCCAGACACUUUCUACAUAGAGCAUCUGGACAGAACUGCCUCUCCGUCCACCAGCAGCAUCGAUUCAGCCAGCGAGCCGCGGGAGCGCAGCGCCCGGGGUGAGACCAUCCUGCAGCGUAUCCAGAGCCUGCCAGGGAACGAGCAGUGCUGCGACUGCGGUCAGGGCGACCCGCGCUGGGCCUCCAUCAACCUGGGCGUCCUGCUGUGCAUCGAGUGCUCCGGCAUCCACAGGAGUCUUGGGGUCCACUGUUCAAAAGUGCGUUCCUUGACGCUUGACUCAUGGGAACCAGAGUUAUUAAAGCUGAUGUGUGAGCUUGGAAACAGCGCCAUCAACCACAUAUAUGAAGGCUCAUACCAAGAACAGGGUCUGAAGAAACCAUUACCAUCCAGCUCAAGGCAGGAAAAAGAGGCAUGGAUUAGAGCGAAGUAUGUGGAGAAGAAAUUCCUGAAGAAGCUGGGCUCCACUGAGGCCCUCGUCAAUGGGGAGAGGAAGUCGGAGAGGCACUGGAGUGUGAAGAAAUGCCGGAGGCACAACAGCGCCACUACUGUUCCCAAAACACAGAGAAGAUACAGACAAGAGCCUGGCAGCACGUCCCCUUCUGCUCUCUCAAUUGCAGCGGCCAAAUUCAGACGAGAAUCUUUGUUUUGUCCUGAUGAGCUGGAUUCUCUCUUCUCUUACUUUGAUAAUGGAUCUGGCCCUCGAAGUUUGAGUAGCGACAGUGGCUUGGGAGGCAGCACAGACGGAAGUACGGACAUCCUGGUGUUUGGCUCGGUGGUGGACAGCGUCACAGAGGAGGAGUGUGAAGUGUCUGAAGAGUCAAGCGGUGAGACUGAGGCUGAGACUUCAGACCCGGAGGACGCGAGGGAGAUGGAUCCUGGAACGCUGCUCUAUAAAGCCUCUAAAGCUCGCAACCUGCCCGUCAUGGCGGAAGCUCUAGCCCAUGGCGCCGACGUUAAUUUGGUUAACGACGAGGAUGAAGGAAAGACGCCUCUUAUACAAGCUGUUACUGGGGGUUCUCUGGUGGCCUGCGAGUUCCUGCUGCAGAACGCUGCUGAUGUGAACCAAAGAGAUGCAAGAGGGAGGGGGCCCUUGUACCACGCUACUUAUCUGGGUCACACAGGGCAGGUUUGUUUGUUCCUCAAAAGAGGAGCUGCACAGAAUGAUGGAGAUGAAGACGGCCAGGACCCUUUGAGCAUAGCCGUGCAGCAAGCCAAUGCAGAUAUAGUCACGCUGCUGCGACUGGCAAGGAUGAACGAUGAAAUGCGGGAGUCAGAGGGGCCCUUCGGACAGCCAGGAGACACAACAUACAUUGACAUCUUCAGGGAGUUUUCCCAUAUGGCCUCCCACAACCCGGAGAAGCUGAAGCGUAGGAGUUUGCACUUCCGACACUCCUUCAGGUAGUCCUCUGAAUAUCUGGAGAGGAAGGCUGCCUCCCCUUCAUACUUGAGAUUCAAUAACAAGUGACCUGGAGGAAGAAUCUGAAGCUAUUCAUCAUUCAUCAUAGGGUGCCACUUCCUGUCCCGCCUUAAAAAUGUGCUUAAGGUAGAUAGAUUAUGUCUCAGAAAAGACUUUAUUUUGGUAGGACAAUGUUUUUUUUUUUGAGGAUUUGCUGGUCUUCUCCUUUUCAAUAUAACUAUAAAAACAUUAUUAUUCCUUCAAAAGGUUAGAUAAUUACUUGUUUUUUCUGUAGUAUAUACGGUAUUUACCAAUUUAUUCUGUCUGGAUCAUUGAAGGAAUCUCAUUAUUACCUUAUUUUUCUACAUGCAUGCAUUACAUUUCAUACUUAAACUUUCAAAUACAGCUAGGAAGUGUUACAUUACCCAUCAUCAUCAUCAUCAUCAUCAUCAUCAUCAUCAUCAUCAUCAUCAUAUUCUUGCAGUGUUAUUUAAUGUGCCGUCUAUUUUUAUGAGAAAUAUCUUCUGUUUUGCAUCGACUACGCUGGUCUAGUCCUUGUAAAAUUUUGGUUUGAAUGUAACUUGCUUUACCACUAUGAGAUGAGGUCUUUUUUGUCCUGUAAGCAUGCUGGAGAAGCAAAAUAAAAUGUUAAUAUAUCUUGAAUGAGAGACGAGUGCAAAUAAAAGCUUUUCUUUUA
Xiphophorus maculatus (southern platyfish) is the source of this 3350-nucleotide messenger RNA. It is a transcript of the gene acap3a, whose product is annotated as ArfGAP with coiled-coil, ankyrin repeat and PH domains 3. Bases 152 to 2659 code for a protein of 835 amino acids. Gene Ontology annotation, molecular function: protein binding; GTPase activator activity. Lineage: Eukaryota; Metazoa; Chordata; Actinopteri; Cyprinodontiformes; Poeciliidae. The transcript is spliced from 25 exons. The record is from RefSeq and is a predicted model, not a curated record. Gene Ontology annotation, cellular component: cytoplasm.